Molecule: messenger RNA, 738 nt
Organism: Alternaria hordeiaustralica
Lineage: Eukaryota; Fungi; Ascomycota; Dothideomycetes; Pleosporales; Pleosporaceae
Exons: 2
Coding region: 1-738 (245 amino acids)
Source: RefSeq, a predicted model, not a curated record
AUGGAUCUCGUGCAGACAGUGCGAAAAGAAGGCAGCCGCGGUGGUCGCGCCGACUUCAAAUGGGAAGACGUCAAGAACGAUGCGCAACGCGAAAACUACCUGGGCCACUCGCUCAUGGCCCCCGUCGGCCGCUGGCAACAAGGACGCGACCUGAACUGGUACGCAAAGGGCGACGAGGAAUCCAAAGAAGCCGAAGCCGCGCGCAUCAAGGAAGAGAAGCGCAAACUGAAGGAGGCCGAGGAAGACGCCAUGCUAGCUGCGAUGGGUCUGCCCGUGCCAGUGCGCAACAACGCGAACCUGACGCCACUCGGCCAGAAGGCACACGAGGCAGAAGUCAAGGACACGCUAGAUGAGAAGGCCAAGGUGGAGGACGACGGCGACAAGGCGAAGAGGAGGGAGAAGAAGGAGCGUUCACGGAGACACAGAGAUGACGACGGAGAGCGAAGGAGACGUCAUCGAUCGCGGAGUCGUUCGCGGGACAGAGAGCGACGCCACAGACAUAGAGAACGUUCACGGUCGCGCGACAGGCGGGGAGACGAUGUGCGCGAUGGGCGCGACGAGAGGCGCAGACACCGAUCACGAAGCCGCGACCAUAAGCGACGAGAAGAUCAUACAGAACGCAGGCGAGACCGCGAUGUCGAUGCGAAGCGAUCAAGAUCACUAUCGAGAGACCGGAGACGGCGAAAGGACACGAGAAGCAGGUCACCACACGAGAGGAGUGAGAGGAGGAGGGAUUGA